UCCAUGGCCAUUUUUUGGCCCAAGCAGCAGGCGCUCUUCACAAAUCUUGGGCACGCGCCCGCCGUUCGUCUCCAAAACACAGUUCCGUUUUGCCGCGAUGGCUCGCCUCGCCCUUGCGUUCCCGUGCUUCACGGGCUUCGCACUAGCUGCGCGCCAGGCUUCAUGGCGCCAACAUUGCAGAGCGGAUUUCGGUCGGAAAACGGUAGGGUGGGCCCAGAGUGUCCUGGAGAAUUUCGUUCCGGAUUUCGAGGUGAAAUUCGUGCGGAUUUUCUUUGGCCAAGAAUGAAGACCAAAGAGAAUCCAUGCGAAAUUUGCUUCGUUUUUCGCUCGCCGCUUCGGGCAACAAUCCAAACAGAAAUUCACACAACAAUCCGCCGCAGCACGUCUGCAAGGCCGGUGCAAUGACAGGUUCGCACCCUGGAGGGCGCCGCGGCGGCGGCGGAGGACGGCGCUGCGGCUCGGGCAGACGGCGCGGUGGCCGCGCUGGCUGAGCUGCACGGGGCGGCCGCGCAGGGGGGCAUCCGACACGACGGCCGCUACUUCGUCUUCCUGGAGGUCUACGAGCUGAAGGGCAGCAGGUCGUGGGAGAGCUCCCGGAUGGUCUCGGGUGCCGUCAGCGGCCAGAACGUCGCAGGGCUGGCGCAAAUCACCGAGGGCACCAACGUUACCGAGAUGUCGGGGGCUUUCUACCACUCCGAGGUCGUCUUCUGCGAUCGCAGCGGCUUCCAGGCGGCGGACGUGACGUACCUCGAGGACCUGCUGAAGGGCUCGUGGUGGUCCAGCUAUCAGGAUAUUCCAGUUGAGUGGUGGGAACAGAGGCACGCCUCGUGCCAUACGCUUUCGUACGGCGGCGGGUAUAGUAGUGAAAGUUGCAGCGGCAUUUACAAGUACUCGCAGUACCUCUCCUCCCGAAGGGCUGGCAUCGGUAACGCAGAUACUGGCGCGGCAUACAAGUACAUAUACGGCACCACAGAUUUCGACGCCAGCUCUGCCAGGGACGUGGUCUGUGGCGGCCACUGCGGUCUGGAGUGGAGCUCGGAUGCCUACCAUCCGGUCACACGGAACUGUAAUUAUUUUUCGAGUACGAUGAUGAGUUGCGUCCUCGGCCUCAGCCAGAGCACGCCGAAUCUUGGAGUCAGUGACAUGCGACAUAUCUGGAAGUGCAGCAGCUGCAAGCUCUUGAAGCGUGGGCAGACGGUGCGAGUCAAGUCCGACAUGAACUCUGCCGGCAAGAACGGGAGCAUGAUCCCCGCAGGGGUGGAGGGAACAGUUGUGACACUGAACGGCGCCGGGGACGCCAGUGUGUACUUCGGCACUCUCGGCCAGCAAUGGGUCUACAGCAAGAACUUCCAUAAAUUUGCGAACGUGUGGAAUGCCCAGGAUCUUGUUGUAGUCAAGGUAGGGUUCAAGUCCGCGGGCACAAGCCACAUUGAGCUUCGUCCAGGCAAAAAGGGGGAAAUAUUGAAGAUCGAUGAGGAUGGGGACGCUCUUGCACGCUUCGACGGCAUCGAAGGCAAUCAGUGGGUUGACCAGUCCGAUUUCGACAAGUUGGUCAAGGCAGGGUGAUGCUUCGUCCUGGCAGAACGAACGAUACCAUACGGGGACCGCUCCACAUCCUCGCUUUUCUCGUCCGUGUCCUGGUCGCCGUCGUUAGAAAAACGGCCUGAUCCACCUGGGAUUCCUUCUCCCUCUUCGAGGAGGAGUGAGAGGAGGAGACGGGAGGUGCGUGUGAAAUUCGCUCAUUUCACCACUAUAUCAUUGCAUACCGCUCACGUCUCGGCUCAGGCACUGGUGUAACGCACCGCGCUGCUCUCCGCGCGGCG
Molecule: messenger RNA, 1823 nt
Organism: Prorocentrum cordatum
Lineage: Eukaryota; Dinophyceae; Prorocentrales; Prorocentraceae
Source: the annotation of a GenBank genome assembly